AUCCCCCCACCAAAAAGAGAACCUUCAUUCAUCUCUUUUCUCUUCAUGAUAAACUUCUGCAAAAACAAAUUUAACUCCCAAAAAUCUUUGAUCUUGCAAUUCAUCUCUAAUGAGCUGAAAGAAGGGAAAAAGAGGAAAGAAAGCAAGAAAAGGGGAGGCUUAGCUUCUUCCGUGAAGUUGAAGACUCUCUUUUCAAGAUGAUUGAUUCUUUAAGCCUAUACAAACUUCAACUCCCUCAGAUUCCCUCUACUUUUAGUCCCUUUUGUGCAAAUUCGACCGUCGGUCCGUCUCUUGAAAUCCUCUGCAUUCCCUUGCAGCCUCAGUACUUCCCAUGAAACAAUAUUGCCAAGAAAACAACAUGUUGCCCUUCAUUGUCCUAAUAACACUCACACUCUUGUCAUUUGCAGAGACUUCUACUCCUUCCUCCUCCCUCGUUACCGACUUCCAUGCUCUCAUUGCGUUGAAACGAGGAUUUCAGAACUCUGACUUGGCCUUAAACUCUUGGAACUCCUCUGAUCCCACCUCAGUUUGUUCAUGGAUUGGUGUCAAGUGCUUCCAUGACCGAGUCGUGUCGCUGAACGUAUCGAACAUGGCUCUCUACGGCUCUGUCUUGCCUCAAAUUUCAAGGCUCGACAAGCUUGUGGAGCUCUCCAUUGAUGGGAACAACUUCACCGGUGAAAUCCAGAUUGAGAACAUGAGCUCCCUUCGGUUCCUCAACUUGUCGAACAACCAGUUCAGUGGGAGUUUGGAUUGGAACUACUCGAGCAUCGCUAGUUUGGAGGUUCUUGAUGCAUACAACAACAACUUCUCGGCUUACCUUCCGGUUGGAUUCUUGAGCUUGAAGAAUCUCAAACACUUGGAAUUGGGAGGGAACUACUUCUAUGGUAGGAUACCCGCGAGUUAUGGCGAUUUGUUUGGCUUGGAGUACUUGUCAUUGGCAGGAAAUGAUCUUGAAGGGAGAAUUCCCAAGGAACUGGGAAAUCUCACUAACUUGAGGGAGAUUUACUUGGGGUAUUACAAUGUUUUUGAGGGUGGUAUUCCAAGGGAGUUUGGAAAGUUGGUGAAUUUGGUCCAUAUGGAUCUUUCAACUUGUCAGCUGGAUGGUUCAAUCCCUGCAGAGCUGGGGAACUUGAGGUCGCUCGACACGUUGUAUCUGCACGUUAAUCGGCUCACUGGGCUGAUCCCAAAGGAGCUAGGCAACUUGACAGGCCUGGUGAAACUUGAUCUUUCGUUGAAUGCGUUUACUGGAGAGAUCCCGUACGAGCUCAGCAACCUAAAGCAAAUCAGGCUUCUGAAUCUGUUCAUCAACAGGUUCCACGGGUCGAUACCGGAUUUCAUUGCUGAUUAUCCUCAGUUGGAGACUCUGGCUCUCUGGAUGAACAACUUCACGGGCGUUAUCCCGAGGAAUCUUGGCCUGAAUCAGCGGCUGCAGGCCCUGGAUUUGUCGUCGAACAAGCUCACCGGUACAAUCCCUGAAUUCUUGUGUGCCUCUAAGCAGCUUAGCAUACUGAUUCUUCACAAGAACUUUCUCUUUGGUUCAAUACCUGAAGACUUGGGGACAUGCUCAAGUCUUGUUAGGGUGAGGUUGGGGCAGAACUACCUUAAUGGCAGCAUUCCAGGUGGUCUCAUUUACCUACCGGAACUGAAUUUUCUUGAAUUGCAGAACAAUAUGUUGUCUGGUUCCUUGUCCGAAAACAGUAACUCUUCAAACCAAACCAAACUAGGCCAGAUGAACCUGUCAAACAAUCAGCUUCACGGGCAGUUGCCAUUUUCCCUGUCAAAUCUCUCUUCACUCCAAAUCCUCUUGCUUAGCGGAAACAGUUUCUCCGGGCCAAUCCCUCCUUCCAUUGGUGAGCUUCACCAAGCAGUGAAGAUUGACCUGAGUGGGAACUCACUCACAGGUGAAAUCCCUGAUGAAAUAGGCAAUUGUGCUCAUCUGAAUUACCUGGACUUGAGCCAGAACAACCUAUCUGGCUCAAUCCCACAAGAGAUAUCCAAUAUCCGAAUCCUGAACUACUUGAACCUGUCGAGAAACCACUUGAAUGACACUAUACCCCAAUCAAUCUCCUCCAUGAAAAGCCUCACAACAGCUGAUUUCUCAUUCAACAAUCUCUCUGGAGAGCUGCCUGAAUCAGGCCAGUUUUCGGUCUUCAACGCCUCUUCUUUUGCAGGCAAUCCUUAUCUCUGUGGAGCCUUGUUGAACAACCCCUGCAACGCCACGAAAACGACAAGCCAGCCUGGAAAAUCCCAUAAUGCAUUCAAGCUGGUCUUCGCCCUCGGCCUGUUACUCUGCUCGCUGAUAUUUGCAACAGCAGCGAUCGUCAAGGCCAAGUCGUUCAAGAAAAGCGGUGCUAAUUCUUGGAAAAUGACCACCUUCCAAAAGGUCGAUUUCUCAGUCUCUGACAUCCUGGAAUGUGUCAAAGACGGCAACGUCAUCGGCAGGGGAGGAGCCGGAAUCGUCUACCACGGAAAAAUGCCUAAUGGGCCCGAAGUCGCUGUCAAGAAGCUGCUGGGAUUCAACAGCAUCAGCAGCCAUGAUCAUGGCUUCAGAGCUGAGAUCAAGACACUAGGCAACAUCAGGCACAGAAACAUUGUCAGGCUCCUGGCAUUCUGUUCCAACAAGGACACGAACCUCCUCGUCUACGAGUACAUGAGAAACGGCAGCCUAGGCGAGGCGCUGCACGGCAAAAAGGGCGGAUUCUUGAGCUGGAACUUGAGGUACAAAAUCGCAUUGGACUCGGCCAAAGGACUGUGCUAUCUGCACCACGACUGCGCCCCUUUGAUCGUUCAUCGGGACGUUAAGUCGAACAACAUACUGCUCAACUCGAGCUUCGAGGCUCAUGUGGCGGAUUUCGGGCUGGCCAAGUUCUUGGUGGACGGAGGAGCCUCUCAAUGCAUGUCAGCCAUUGCAGGAUCUUAUGGUUACAUUGCUCCAGAGUACGCGUACACACUGCGAGUAGACGAGAAGAGCGACGUGUACAGCUUCGGCGUGGUCCUCCUGGAGCUCAUCACCGGGCGCCGGCCGGUGGGCGGGGAGUUCGGGGAAGGCGUCGACAUCGUGCAGUGGACCAAGUGUUCGACGGAUUGCCGCAGAGAAGAAGUUUCCCGGAUCCUCGACCCAAGGCUGGCCGUGGUGCCCAAGGAUGAAGCCAUGCACUUAUUCUUCGUCGCCAUGCUCUGCAUCCAGGAGAACAGCGUCGAGCGGCCUACCAUGAGAGAGGUGGUGCAGAUGCUGUCGGAGUUCCCCCGCCGCUCGCCGGAGUUGCAUUCCUCCUCCUCCAGCCACCAAUUUCAGCAGCAGAAGAAGAGCCCUGAUGACAAAAUCCGACAAGAUUUAUUGGUCUGAUUCCUCAAACACAGACUUCCUGCAACAUAAGGAUCAAAAUUUUUCCUCUCUCUCUCUCUCUUUCUGGGACCUCUUUUUUGGUGUUCUUCAAUUUGUAUUCUUGUUCUUCUUUUUGUUAGGCAUAGAAAGAUUUGGGUGGCCAAAGGUAGCUGAAAAUUAAAUAACUGAUUUUCAUAUAUAGAGAGGUGGUACUUAGUUUUUUUUU
Messenger RNA from Sesamum indicum (sesame), 3551 nucleotides. RefSeq lists its product as uncharacterized. NCBI's taxonomy places the organism in Eukaryota, Viridiplantae, Streptophyta, Magnoliopsida, Lamiales, Pedaliaceae. Gene Ontology annotation, biological process: protein phosphorylation. Gene Ontology annotation, molecular function: ATP binding; protein kinase activity; protein binding. The record is from RefSeq and is a predicted model, not a curated record.